GAGCUAGAAAGUCACCACUAUUACCUUUUCUUUGGUACCUGCCAGAAACAUGCCUUGGCACUCUUAUUUUAGGCCCUGCCACCCAUUGACUUGAUAGAGAAGUGUCUGAAGAGGGCCAGUGUCACGAGCAGGUGUUUGGCCAGUCAGAUCAGGGAGCAGCAUUUUGGCAUUCGCUCCCGCAGUUGGACCAGCAAAUUACAUACCACUGAGGGACUGCAGUAAAGCAGUUAAACUUGGCAGAAAUCUGGAGGUUCCCAACCCCCUUAAGAUGUACGGCCUGUACUUGGAAGCAGUGAAUGAUUAUAUCAACGAGUCGUACGGAGAGGAUGUAUGGAGGCUGAUAGAGGCCCGGGCAGAGAUACCGCAUCUCAAGUUUGUCCGCCAUCAGAUGUACAAUGACAACCUGAUCCUGCGGCUAGCCAAGGCAGCUGGUGAGGUCCUGGGGAAGACCCAUGAUGAGCUCAUGUAUGCCUUCGGGGUUUACAUGGUGAAGAGGAUCGGGAACUACGGCUACGAGAGGAUUCUCAAGGUGUUGGGGCGUAAUGUGCGUGACUUCAUCAAUGAGCUGGACAACCUGCACGAGUACUUCCGCUUCUCUUUCCCCAAGGUGCAGCCUCCCAGCUUCUGUGUGGAGGAGGAGUGUGAGACCAGCCUCACCCUGCACUACCGCAGCACCCGCAAGGGCUUCACCCAGUUUGUCAAAGGCCAGCUGUCUCAAGUGGGAAGGCAGUUCUACAACACAGACAUUGAAGUUGAGAUCCUGUCCAAAGAGGAGACUGAGAAGAUGACAUAUGUGAUCUACAAGAUGAACUUUGACAACGCUGCCUUCAAGCACCGCAUGCCACAGCAGAAGACGGCCCCGGGGUAUGAGAAGCUACCCAUGAAGAGGGGCAUCUUUUUCGACAUGUUCCCCUUUAGUGUGAUCUUCCGCCGGGACAUGACCAUGUACCGCAUUGGGGACGGCCUAAAGGAGGUCUUCUCCGACCUGCAGGGCAAGAAGGUCAACGAAGAGUUCACCCUGGUGCGGCCCAUGCUGGAGUUCAGCUGGGACAACAUCUACACCCACCUUAACAAUGUGUUUGAGCUACUGUCCAAAGCUGUGGUGGAGAGCAAGCAGAAGGUGAAUGUCCCUAAACUGAGCAAGGAAAAGGAAGAUGAGGGAAAAGAGGAGAGCGAGAAACCCAAGAGAGAGGAAGAGAGAGGUACAGAGAAGUCAAGGGUCCGCCCGUCGCCACAGUCAACCGACAGGAGAGAUGUGAAGUCUGUGGAGGAGAUGAAGGGAGACCAGGAGUUCAGCAGUGCUCUGACUCAGUACAACAGCUCAGCCAACUCAGGGGGAGAGGACAUCGAGCUGCUCGCCUUCCAGACUGUCACCGGGAAGUGCAGUGAAACCAUCUUCGAGGAUAUGAGGGAACCUCCCAAGAAGCCCCUCCACCUGAAGGGUCAAAUGAAGUACGUCCCCCAGUGGGACUCGCUCAUCUUCCUCAGUACUCCCAUUAUAGAGACAGUGGAGGACAUGAUUAAAAUGGGCGUCUAUGUGAAUGAUCUGAACCUACACGACUCCAGCCGAGAGCUCAUCUUAGCCGGAACACAGCAGUCGGCUGAACUUCAGCUGGCUCUUGACCAGGAGCAGCAGAAGUAUGCCCAGCUCCAGGAGAUCAUCAAGAAGCUGGACGAGGAGAAGAAGAGAGGAGACUCCCUCCUCUACGCCAUGAUCCCCAAAGCUGUGGCUGACCGGCUCAGGAAGGGUAUCACGGCCCUGGAGACAUGCCAGGUGUUCCCGGACGUGACCAUCCUAUUCAGCGACGUGGUGAAGUUCAACGAGAUCUGCAUCCACAUCACGCCCAUGCAGGUGGUGGACAUGCUCAACGAGAUCUACAUCGUCUUCGACACGCUCAGCGAGAAGCACAAUGUCUACAAGGUGGAGACCAUCCGAGAUGCCUACAUGGUGGUGGCAGGCGUGCCCAAUAAGACAACCUUCCAUGCCCACCACAUAUGUGACAUGGCCCUGGACAUGCUGAGCUCCAUCGACCACCUCAAAGACCCCUCCACUGGAGACAACAUCCAGAUCAGAGUCGGGAUCCACUCAGGGAUGGUGGUGGCUGGGGUGGUGGGGCUGAAGAUGCCUCGCUACUGUCUGUUUGGAGACACCGUCAACACUGCCUCCCGCAUGGAGAGCAAUGGGGUGGGCAUGCAGAUCCACAUAAGCCAGACCACCAAAGACCACUUGGAACAUGAGCCCUACAUAAUUGAGGAGAGAGGAAAGAUUUUUGUGAAGGGUAAAGGCUACAUGAAGACAUAUUGGCUGAAGGGGAAGAAGGACCUGUCGUUUAAGACUCCAGCAGAGCUCCGCUACAGCAGUGAACAGAAGGACUCAGAGGACAGGAGCUCCAAUGGGUCCACCUGCACCAACACCAAGCGCUCCACCUCCAACCUGAACAUUCCCAACGAGGAGCAGGCAGAGGGCAAGCCCACCCCCACAGAGCUGCCUGCAGAGCCCUUACCUUCACUAGAGGGCGCCCCCGAGGACCCCACAGACCCCACCGAGCCCCAGGAGAAGAAAGUAAAAAAGAACACUAAGAACAACAACAAAGGGGGCGUGGCCAAGCCCGAAGCUCCUCCCCAGCAGGUCAAUGUAGUGCAGGAGAGUGCAGUGCUUCCUGCUGCUGCCCAGGAGACCCCCACGGCCCCCCCGGCCACCGCCGCCCCAGUGCACAACAACAAGAAAAACAGCUUCAGGCACCACACCAAGCUGCCCGCCCACCUUCCCAUGCGCAGCACUUCCUGCUGCCUACUGUGAGAGGAGAGGCUAAAAUAAUGUGACUGGCCUGCAUCUUAUUGACAGUCCUGUGAAGGCAACCCUGAAACUGUAUCUAACCUUGAACCUCAACCAAUUAGAAAAUUCAACUUGGUUUCGCUGGUCAGUCACGUCCCUUUUAGUUUUUCCCUACUGUGAGAUGGACCAGGCCAGAGUUCAAGACCUCUCAGAUCAUGGGCCAGCAUUCAUGUUCGAUAUAUUGUAUGAUGCCCUGGUGUCUAUCCUAUGUUUUUCCUUAGGCAGGACCUGAGGGUCCCCACAACAAUAUUCAGGGCAGCCCAAACCUAAUGUAAUGUAUUAAUCCAUUUAUUCAAGGUAGAGUAACAGACGUAGACAGGGCGGACCACCUCACCUAAGUAAUAAUAGUGGAAACAUUGAUGCUCCUAAAAUUAAACAAAUGUGACAUUGCUGAAAAGGGAAAAAUGUUUCUCUUCCAACAAAUAUAUACCGAUACUCAUGUCUUGAUAACGUGUUAAACAGUGGGCCUUUUUUGGUAAUACAAGCACCUGGCUAAUGUCAUGGAUUUCUGCAUGUUGUUGAAAGGAAACAGGUCAAUACAUGUACAGUUCAUGUACUAUUUAUUAAGUUAUUACCGUCGGUGAAAACACCUUUUCUAAUUACAGGAUCACAAUGGAUUGAUAUACAGAGUAAGAUGAGAUGUCAAGAGAUGGUUGUAUUUUAUUUGCAAAAAACUAGUUCUGAGAAGUCUGACAAGUUAGAGUACUGAUACUGUAUUUAAUGAUGGAAUAAUAUUGACUUCAAUAAUCAUUUAUAUAAUAGCGCUUUUCCUAAUGCUGUAAGUGCUUUACUUUUUGUUUUGUAUUUGUAAUUUGUUGCACGUUUACUGUAUGUUAGCACUUCUUUGUCCAUAAGAACUGUACAGACAAACACGUCACGUGUUCAUUUCCUUGUUGAUAUCUUUAAAUGUUUUGCUUGACAAUAAACACACAAAAAAAUUGUGA
Molecule: messenger RNA, 3780 nt
Organism: Salvelinus fontinalis (brook trout)
Lineage: Eukaryota; Metazoa; Chordata; Actinopteri; Salmoniformes; Salmonidae
Product: soluble guanylate cyclase 88E-like
Exons: 17
Coding region: 269-2800 (843 amino acids)
Biological process (GO): response to oxygen levels; cGMP biosynthetic process; nitric oxide-cGMP-mediated signaling
Cellular component (GO): guanylate cyclase complex, soluble
Molecular function (GO): guanylate cyclase activity; heme binding; oxygen sensor activity
Source: RefSeq, a predicted model, not a curated record